Drosophila eugracilis is the source of this 2192-nucleotide messenger RNA. RefSeq lists its product as uncharacterized. The record is from RefSeq and is a predicted model, not a curated record. NCBI's taxonomy places the organism in Eukaryota, Metazoa, Arthropoda, Insecta, Diptera, Drosophilidae. The transcript is spliced from 8 exons. The coding region runs from base 882 to 1553 and encodes 223 amino acids.
CGUUUUUAUUACCUAUGGAAGGGCAGUCCCUUGUAAUUAAGAUCGGAUAAAAGUUACGUAAAACUCGCUGAGAAAUGGAUAACUUUCCAAUAUGAAUGAAAUGACUUCAGAUUCUCUCAAAAUGUCUUACAAUUCAUUUUGUGUAUGCUAGCAGUCAUGCGCGGAAAUUUGUCACAACUUCUACAAAAGCAACAACCGAUAAAUAUUAAAUCAUUAGAAUACAAAUGUAUUAUUUAGAAUAAAAAUACAUGGCUUUAUUAUAAACAUUUCAAGUUCAGCAGACAAAAGUAUAGAGGUGCGAAAGAAAAAAGGUUUUGUGGGCGUGACUAGAUGGAAAAAACAAUUCGCAUUUGGCGCAUCAUCAAAAACUACAUGAUAGAUAUAGUUACUGAGAUAUCAGCUUUUCUGCAAGAAGCGAAAACCCUAUUUUGGGCUGGAUGGGCGUAAGAGUGAGUGCGGUAUUGUGUGUAUUGUGUGUGAUACCACAAUUAGAUGAUCUGGAAUCUCAAGAUCAUACAUUCUUAAUUCUAACAUUCUAGCUAUAAUAGCUCUGGAGAUUUCCGAAUUUUUUUUAAUCUCAACGCUGUAUCUCUUAUAGUUCCUGAGAUCUCAACGUUCAUACAGACAGAAAGGACGUCGAUAUUGAUACUGAUCAUGAAUAUAAAUUUUAAGAGAAAGUUUUGAGGAACAUGAUUUUAAACACGUUUGAAAGAUAAUGCGUUGUUUUCGGAAGUGAUUUAAAUUUAUUGUGUUUAAUAAACCUUCGCCUCGGUCAAAAUUAAGCAGCAGCAGCCAGAAGACCAGAAGCCCGAUCAAAAGACGAUACAUGGAGCCAAAGAGAGAAGUUGCUGAGCGGACAGAAUCGUCUAUACAGGACUACAAUGCAUUCAGUAGGCAUACAUUCCGCAAUGGCGAUUAAGAGGCAACGGAAACGACGAGAUGAACAAAAACGAGCACGAGAAAGGCGCUAUAGCACACAAAGUUCUGAGAGCGGCGAAACGUAUCAUUCACCAGCGGGAUCAGUGAAACGCAAAUACCACCACUCUCAUCUUUCGGCUAAUGCCGGUACUGGAAUGCUUGACAGCCAGGUCGUUACUAGUAUUGGAAUGUUGCAUAUUGGUAUUGUGUUCGUUGUGUUUGGAUUUUUUCUAUGCGGGGCUGGUAUUAUUCCAGAUGAAACUAUGUCUUGGAAUGUAUUUAGUUCUAGCUCAGCUUGGUGGAAUGAAGUCACAUGCACGGGUUUGUUUUCCCUCGGCUUGGGACUAUUUUUACUAAUUUUAAAUUGUCUUAUAAGUCGAAAGGAGGAGGAGGAUCUGGAGGACUACGUGCAGCGUCAGCUGACUCGAUCUCGUUCUGGACACCGACUUGAGCGAGAUGUUGAAACUGGUGUAUUGACUACGCGUCAUGCUCGAAAAGCUGUGGCCUUACAAAAAAGCGGACGUAACAGCUAUCAAACAGAUGUAGCGGUUGUUCAUUGCGUAUCUACUGAAAAUAUUUGCAACGGGCCGAUAUCUGGACAUGAUGGUUUAAACAGCUCUGAUCUUUUUUCUUGAAAAAUUGUGGAGGAGGAGACUUCUUAUUUAAAUGACUGCAAUUCCGGAAUAUCUCCAAUUGAAGUAGAAAAUGAUACAAAACUGCUUUUAAGAAAAGGAACUAUAAAUGAUGCAAUCAAUACAACACGAAUAUAAAAAUCAUCUCUCUUGAAAUAUUGUAAAUUCGGGUAAUUAAUAUAUUAAAUGCUUUUUAAAUAAUAUAUAAACUGUAAAUCAAUCUGUAAAUUAUUUUAAAAAAAUACUAUUUUACUAAGCUUCAAACAGGUAUUUAAUUGAGGGUAAAAUUAUUAUUGAACUUAUAAUUUUCUAUGCAAAUAGGUCUAUUAAUAUUAAUUUGCACAAAUUAGAUCUACACAAAGUGCACAUGGAUGUAAUUUAAACUGAUCAACACUUUAAUUUGUUAGGCCACGAUUUAUUGAAAUUCAUUGAUAGUUGGGACAAUCGAGCUCAUUUUUUAAUGCGUUUGCCCAAAAAAUAUGUAUAGAAAUAAUUUUAAAAGAAAAAAUUACCUAUUUAAGGUAUCCCUUCCUGACUGAUUUUAAAUUUUAUUAUAGACCUUUGUAUUUCGAUCUUUAUAAAGGCGUCUUUGCACAGUAAAGAUUUUCAUGUGAUUAUAUAAUAAAAACAUUAAAAUUUGUA